UGCGGGCAACAUCGUGGCGAGUGAGUCUCGAAUAAAGAAACCGAAGCCCGAACCCCAAAUCGAACCGGCAACGGCAACGGCGUCGUAGAUUGCCACGCGAAAAGAAAAAUUGGUGCUAAGACCCCCGCUAACAAAAACAAGAGAAAAACCCACAAAACUGCAGUAGCACGGGGAAAAACUACAAGAAAAGUGCACAAAUUACGCAUAAAAAAAGAUACCUAAAGUUCCUACUCAAGUGCCGGCCACUUAACACCGUCCAUAAAGUGCGUACCGCUCGCCAAGAUGCUCACCAGACAGCCGGACUACACCAUCUCCGAACUGGGCUACCCCGUCGCACCCACCACGUGCGAGUCGCUCAAGAAGCUGGAGCACAGAACUCUGCCAAAUUCCCCGCCCUCACCUCAUCGCCUGUUGCCGCUGAGGGAAACCCUCGACGAUUGCUUCAAGCGGCUGAUGAUGAGGAGCAGAGAUGACUUCGAGGAGGACACCGUGUACCAGCAGAAACUGCGGAAAAAUCAGUGGAAUGAACAGCAGCAGAGGCGUAAUCAAAAAUGUCGAGAUAAAGGCGAAUCCAGAGCGACAACGACGACGAUAGCGUCAACCGGCGAUCUGAACAAUUUUUGAGAUUGGAGGAAGAGCGCCUGGGAGCAGCCUUACAAACCCACAGCGGACUGAUUAAAUGUGCUAAAGUUAAACACCUUGUGCCUAGAACAUUAAGUUUAUUAAAAUGUUAAGUGAUUAAGAAGAAACC
Molecule: messenger RNA, 751 nt
Organism: Drosophila serrata
Lineage: Eukaryota; Metazoa; Arthropoda; Insecta; Diptera; Drosophilidae
Source: RefSeq, a predicted model, not a curated record